Messenger RNA from Dermacentor andersoni, 3311 nucleotides. RefSeq names its product short-chain dehydrogenase/reductase family 9C member 7-like. The record is from RefSeq and is a predicted model, not a curated record. NCBI's taxonomy places the organism in Eukaryota, Metazoa, Arthropoda, Arachnida, Ixodida, Ixodidae. Gene Ontology annotation, molecular function: oxidoreductase activity. Gene Ontology annotation, biological process: steroid metabolic process. Gene Ontology annotation, cellular component: intracellular membrane-bounded organelle.
ACAGAGUUCAGAUUACCCAGCCUGUGCUGCGUGAUAGCUCCCCGUCUCCAUGACCUAGCCGGUCGGCACGGCUGCGAAGAGGAGGAAGGCGCAGCAGCCACGGACGGCAACGGCCGCUGCAUCGGCGGCGGCCAGGAACGGAACCCCCCUGCCGCCCCCCAUUCUUUUCUUCCGGGUGGAGCGACCGGUCGGUCCCUCGGCGAUAGCCGGCGAGAGAGUUGGGAAGGGGGAGCCCCCCCCCCCCCCCCCCCCCACACACACAACGGCAAUAGACGCCGAGAGAGCAGAGGGGGCCCAACGCGAGUGCCACAUACACGCGUAGUGCAUCGGAAUCGGCGAGCGUCCACUCGGGUGCAGCCAAGUGCAGCAACAGGUGUAUUCCGUGACUGAGCGCUCAGGGUUAAACGCCGCGAUGCUGGGCCUGGUGUAUCCGUCGGUGUGCGCGUCGCUGGCGCUGGUCUCGUGGCUGAUCGCGCCGGGGCUCUGGACGCUGGCCCAGACGGCCGGCGCGCUGUGGUUGCUGUCGGUGGUAGGACGCCGGAUCACCGAAGAACUCUACGCGCUGAUCGGAGGAAAGCACGUGGACCCCAAGGGAAAGGCCGUCCUUAUUACCGGCUGCGACAGCGGCUUCGGCUUGGAGUUGGCUGUUCGUCUGCACUCUCGCGGCAUGCGCGUGUUCGCCGCCUGCCUCCUGCCGGACAGUCUGGGUGCCAACAAACUGCGCGCGCUGUCCUCCUCCCCGUCGGAAGAGGGGAGAGGGAGCGUGCACGUGAUCGCGCCCAUGGACGUCACGAGCGACAGCCAGGUGGACGACGCCGUGCAGCAGGUCACCAAAAUUCUAGCCAGCGAAGGGCGAACGGACAAGGAGGACGACCAGGGUGCGGGACGUCCCGAUGGCGACGACGGCGGCGUCGCCGAGGCCCCCCAGCUGUGGGCCCUGGUGGCCAACGCGGGCGUCAUCUGGGCCUCGGAGCUCGAAUGGGGCUCGCUGGAGCCCAUGCGUCGCAUGCUCGAGGUGAACGCCGUGGGCGUUGCUCGGACCGUGCGUGCCUUCCUGCCCAUGGUGCGCAGGACGAAGGGAGGACGCGUGGUCAUCACCACCAGCCUGUGGGGAUACUUCGCCAUUCCGUUCUCGGUGGCUUACUCCAUGUCUAAGUGCGCAGCUCGCUUCUUCGCCGACGGCCUCCGACGGGAGAUGAAAAAGUUCGGCGUCCGUGUAGUCUCCAUUGAGCCCAACAUGUAUGCAACCAACCUGACCGCCGACGCCAUACUUCUGCCGGCCAUGGACAAGCUGUGGCAGGAGACCAGCGAGGAAGUGCGGCGCGACUACGGCCAGGGCUACUACGAGCUGAGUCGCCAGUACCUGCGGCGGGCACUGGUCAAGUCGCGAACCGAGAUCCACGAGGUGGUGGACGCCAUGGAGGCCGCUGUACUGGCUCGUAGGCCGCGCUUCGCGUACCGGCCGGACGGCCCGCUCAGGGCCUUGCAGUUCGGUAUGCUGGAGAUGGCGCCGCCCAUCGUGCAGGACGCCUUCCUCAUACGGGACACGCAGCCGCCCGCGUCCACGCUUCCCGGCAACAGAGGCAUCGCCAGAGGCUGACCGCGGCUGCUCCGUGCGCGGCACCCCGAACGCCCGCGCAAACUUGAAGCGCGAAAUAAGACAAGGACUGACGCUGAAUCCGGGUGCCGCCGUUUCGCAAAUGGCAUUUUUGGACCGGAGGCGUGUAAUACGUUUGCCCUUCGUUUGCACUGAAUCGUCACUCAUUGCCAUCCCUUACUAAAUGAACUAAUAGUGGGACGAAAGUUAGCAGCAUUCUCGCUGUCUGACCUUGAGCUAUUCUGCGCUUUCAGUUCUCGAACCUGUCAUGCCAACGAGACCGAACGUCAGACAUUGCAAUAAUGGCGAGAGUCUGCAGAAAAGAGGAACGUCACUCCGCAGCGUCUUCGGCGUUGUGGCGUGAUAAAAGGUGAAGUUCCUCGCGGCCUUCUCGGUACGCAGCCGGGAAUCGAGUAUCGGAGUACUGUACAGCGUACCAAAAAAUUGUCAGCCGUCAAUCGAUCGAGUGUGUAUUGCAGGGUUAUGAGUGUGUAUUGCAGGUCUUCUCUGUUCGAAAAUGUUCUUUGACCAAUUGCGUCGAGGCUGCUUCUACAGCAGCGGUUUCUGGUAUGUGUAGGUGAGGAAUAACGAAAAUUCAGCCUCAUCUAACAAGACAUCGUAAAUGCUGUGGGCUGCGCAACUCAUAAUAUGCCUAAUGGAGAAUGUUAAGAGCUUAUUUUAUGGUGACAAAUAUUAUCUCGUGCCUAAAUAAUAAAGCAUACGAUUAAGGUGCUUCUUUUAUAACCCCCAAUAUGGGGUUCGAUGCCAGCGCACGCGUGCUUACUUCCAGACGACAGUGCGAACGCGUGGCUGUGCGGAGGCUGACAGGGUGAACUAACGUGACUCGUUUCCGGGUGCGUCCUUCUCUGGAAACACAGUGCAAUACUACAAAGAUAAAGUACGUUUGCUUCAAGCUGUGUCAUCUUUCUAGAAUCUACUGCGCGCUAGUACAGUGCUCUCAUUUAGAAAGUAUCGAAUGCAAUUUGUGGCCUCGACAUCAAGGCUGCCGCUUAACUGCAGCUUCGGUUAUGGUGAUAAUAUUUCAACGUUGACGUCCAGGCCAAUAUUUGCACUUAGAUUUUAAGCGAGGAGGACCUCGCAGUUUACACUGUGCGUAGCUCUGCAAAGUAAAUGCUGGGCGUCGCCUAUUUAUCGCCCAGGCUACUCAUGUAUAUAGUUUUGUGCUGCGCUUGUGUUUAAGAAGUUGGGGUGAAUUAUGAUGUUCUGUCACGUACAGGUAUUUCCCUCUCGAUGACGAAUAGUGUAAUGGAGUUAGGCAACAUUAUUAUAGCUAUCAUUUCAUUGUCUUGGACCAGCCAUUUAUUUUUCGAAAUUCGGGAAUAUUCGGCGUCCACUUAUUGACUACUAAUGAAGGAAUGUCCCGUGCAUACUACUACAUAAAAUAAUAUAUUAUACUGUCCGUAUAUUGGUUACAUAAUUUAUACAGGUACAUUACAAAAAGUGUCAAUUUCACAAAAGUAGUGCAGAAGAGAGGCGGACUUCUCGGCUAUAUGUGAAACGCUUUUGUAAGGAUGCUGCAGGGGAGAAUUACCGUCGUUGAUUCUAUUCGCAUCGGCUCUGUGCUCCGAGAGAACCACUAUGUGCCUUUUGUGCAACCUCACAGUCUAAACCGUCGCUUAAAACAAGUGUCCUUCAAAUUUCUUGUUGAGACCAAUGACUUGGGAGAAGUAUAAUAAACAUCUUUGCCAAUUUU